CAGUCUGAACUUUUCAUGAUCUUGAAUGGGGAGAGUGAUACAUUAGCAGUGAUAAUAAAAUAAUGGCUCUGGAAGCCUUAUUUCGUGAUUGAAACAAGAAAAUACAAUAAGUUUCUAACAAAUGAUAAGAAAAGUGACGAUUAAAGUGAAAACAGUGAAAAGAUCUACCUGAAAACACCUUAAAACUGCCACAAAACAUAACCAUAUUUUACCAAAACAAUGCUUGGAUUUUCACGAGUUUUGGUAAACAAAAUCCGGUAUCGCGUGAUGAUUGAGGUUUGAAAAGCUGUUGGAAUAAUAACGCCGACAGGUCAAAACGGUUAUUAGACUGGCCAGAUCAAUGCAAGAGGAGCUCUACCUAGCGUCUAAAUUAAGCGCAUUUAGUAACUUUAAAAAGGUGAAACUUGAACCCACGAGUGAGUAUGUAGUCAACCAGCGACGCUUGAGCCCAUCCAUCUUUACAGACGGACAGAAAAACGCAUACAUCUUCCCUCAGGCCCGGAAUGAGUCGGGGGAAUUUCAUAAACACACACUUAACGCCAAUUACUUGUCAGCGUCAAACCUCAAUCUAUUGUUGGAUAACGCAGCAAACUCUUCCAACGUGGCUAGUGUAUAUAAAAGGUGUGGCAUUAAACGAAAACGAGGCGAAUUAAAUAAUCUAGAUCUACAGAUGCAGUUAACACUGACGGAAGCGACUGCGAUCUCAAGUGAAGAUGACAAUGGAAACACUACGACCACCACUUCCAAAACCACAAGUUCCUCGAAUAACGAGGGUGACUACACCCUGGUUCAGCACGAGGUCUUGUAUUCAAUGACAAAUUCCUACGAGGUUUUGGAGUUUCUUGGACGCGGGACGUUCGGGCAAGUUGUCAAGUGUUGGAAGAAGGGAACCAAUGAAAUCGUAGCAAUAAAAAUUUUGAAAAAUCAUCCCUCAUAUGCACGUCAAGGUCAGAUUGAAGUGAAUAUUUUGUCACGAUUAAGCCAGGAAAAUGCAGACGAGUUUAAUUUUGUGCGGGCACAUGAGUGCUUUCAACAUAAAAGUCACACGUGCCUGGUGUUUGAAAUGCUUGAGCAGAAUUUGUAUGAUUUCUUGAAACAUAACAAGUUCCAACCGUUACCAUUAAAAUAUAUCCGUCCCAUCACUCAGCAAGUGCUAACAGCUUUACUGAAAUUGAAAAAUUUAGGAUUAAUUCAUGCGGAUCUUAAACCUGAAAACAUUAUGUUAGUGGACCCGGUGCGGUUUCCGUACAGGGUCAAGGUCAUCGACUUUGGAUCUGCGAGUCAUGUCUCAAAAGCUGUUUGUUCAACUUAUCUACAGUCAAGAUAUUAUAGGGCACCAGAAAUUCUGCUAGGUUUGCCAUUUUGUGAGUCUAUAGACAUGUGGUCACUGGGAUGUGUGAUAGCGGAAUUAUUCCUCGGCUGGCCACUGUACCCAGGUUCCUCCGAGUAUGAUCAGAUUCGCUACAUUUCACAGACUCAGGGCCUACCCGCAGAACAUAUGUUGAGUAACGCCACAAAAACGACACGGUUCUUCAUACGUGAAAACACAGACAGUAAUUACCCUUUCUGGAGAUUAAAGACACCAGAAGAGCAUGAGUUAGAAACAAAAAUCAAAUCAAAAGAAGCCAGAAAAUACAUCUUUAAUUGUAUUGAUGAUAUGGCGCAGAUUAAUGUGCCAACAGAUUUAGAAGGCAGUGAGUUGUUAGCGGAGCAAGUUGACCGACGGGAGAGAGUUUUUCAUGACACUUCUCCCAUUUGUAUUUAUAGUGUGAAACAGAAUGUGCAAGCUAUGGAAGUGUGUCGUCGACCAAUCAAAUCACUGUAUGACGUGAACCAAAACUCUGGUUCCCUGGUGCCAAACUUUGUCCCGGCGUCCACUAACAACCUUACUGUGACCUUCAAUAAUCAAAUGAAUGCCUUACAUUCUCAGAAUGGUCAUACAACGGGUACAGAAAUACAGUAUUUGCCGUAUCCCAUGUCUCGAACCUACCUACCAUAUCAGAGUCAGCACUUGAAUCAGGCGUUACCAGCGCAGCGAGGAAGUACGCAGUUCAGUCGGACAGAUCCUUUCACGCAGUCGCUAUGUGUGUCAUCUAUAGUGGUUCCUGGAUUACAAGGUUUAAAUUCACCUACCAGGUAUAAUCCGGUUCCCAUGGUAACACAGGCUGGUCCCACGCUACAGAUACAGCCUCAACUGAUAACCCAGAGUGCCCCGAUGAGUGGAUGGCCGGCCACACAGCAGGUACUGGUAGGGCCAUUUCAACAGAUACCCGGUCUCACUGCAGCUGCUGCCGCAGCCACAAACCAGCGACCUGUUACCCAACAGAUCCUACCGGAGAACUUGGCUCAUCAGCAGAUGCUGUCAGAUAAUUGGAGGCAGUCAAUAGUGCUGGACGGGUUUGAUCAGACGUCCUUGGCUCAGCUGGGUGCCCAGCCACAAGCCUGGAAUCUAGGUAUGGUGCCGUUUGGAUUGGCAUCAAACAGACAUGGUUCUUCACAGACUAGUAAAAGACAGCCAAAACAGAGAGUAACAAAGGAGCAGGCCUCCACUCAACUCUCGCCAGUAAAGAAACGGGUCAAAGAAAACACGCCUCCACAGAGUAACCAUGGAAACCACAAUGCGAGGGCACCUGUUGUGCAGGCUGACACACUGGUGCCGGCGACAUGGGCAGAAACGCUGCCGACAGUGAAGUAUACCGGGUCCAGACGGGACCAUCGACAGACGAUUGUGAUCGCGGAUUCACCGAGUCCGUCGGUCAGCGUAAUUACGAUAAGUUCUGACAGUGAGGAAGACGAAGACACAAAAGUUAUACGAAGACAACAAAAAGAGAAACAAGCCGGACAACAGUUCAUGUCAGAUCCAGGGCUGCUGGAGAGUGCGUUAGGAGAAAGUUUCGGUACGUCAUCCAACAGGAAGAACGUUAUAACAAACAAUGUGUCAGCGGAAAACUUGAGCUCAAAACAGGUCAUGCUUACACCUAUUAAACACGAGGACAUCGAGAGUAAUAUGUUGAACGAUGCCUACUUGUUCGGAAGUCAGCUUGGAGUCACCGUCGAUGAGACGGCGGCACUCAUUCCGCCGAAUUUACGCGUUAAUUCUUCGCGGAAAGAGCCAAGACAUGCACAUUCGAACAAUGAUAAAGUUUCGAACCAGGCAUCAAGUACUAAACAGAACACUCUGACCACAAGCCAUCAUAUGGCUGAUAAAUACAAGGAUAAUAGUCCUCGGAUAGAUAUGAGAUUAACGCAGGAUCUGGAAAAGACCAUGUUGGCCGCACAAGGGAAACUGGCGUAUGUGUCGCCGACGGUGAGACAGAGUAAUAACCUAAACAGACAUACGUUCCACGGGUCUACAAGUCAGAGCCAGAAACAGGUUUCCAGUGGAGGAAACUUAGGUUUUGUGUCUCGGCAGGCUGGGGGUAGUAUGUCACAACUGUCCCCAGCACAACCACAGCUGCAGCUUGGGCAACCAACUGUGUUACUGAACCCCGCAUCGCAGGUGGAUCUUCACAGAGAUUACAGAAGACGACAAGCGAGUCCAAUACACCACUAUCUGGUUCCGGCUCAUCAACAGCCACAAGUUGGACUCCCAGCAGGUCUUGGUCAGUUUGGACCGUUCUCUCCCGCAAUAGCUCCACCACCGGCUCAUCAGAGUCCGCGGCACGUUCAGUACGCAGCUCAUCCGUUGCCGGCUCACGUUCAUCCAGUACUGCAGACGACAUCCAUACCUGGGACCUACCAUUCACAGUUACCACAGUACCCUACGUUAAGUACGGCUACGACGGGACUUUACACCUCGUAUCAGAUGUCUCCAGCUAAAGCAAGACCAUAUCAAUACUUUGCAGGUUAAAAAUACACGUUUUUUAACUGAAGUUUGCAACAUGCACGUAAUUGCCAGUUGUUAACUUGGCGCUGGCCUGUUUUUUGCCAGAUGAAAAAGAUCGUUAGUCAAAAUGAACGGUACUAUGAAGGAACAUUUUUCUGCAUGUUAACUGAAUUUAGAGUUGGAAGAUGCGUAAUGGAAGUAUAGAAAUGGGGGCGUUGGCGACGUCACAUGACAUAUUUUUAUCAUGAUGUUAUCUAGCGAUGUGUUUUCACUUUAUUUUAUUCAAAUCUAAUUAUAGAUAUUGUGGUACUGGUGUGUUAUAUGUAAACUUUAUACCUUUAUAGAGCUAAACUUAUGAAUAUCACUGCCCAAGAUACGCACUUGAUGUAAAGAUGGUAACGUGAAAAUAAAUUUGGCAAUAUGUAUUUUAUGAUUAUUCUUGGUAAGGAGGCUUGACAUUUUUCAGCAUUGUAGUUUUGUACUUAUUGCAUUUGUGAUGGUAAAUAUUUAUACAUUUUUCCCCUGUCAUGUGAUAAAUGAUGUAGUUAUGCGUGCAUUGACUAUUAAUCAAGGCGAAUAAUGUUGUUUUAAUAGUUUUAGACGUACGAAAAAAUAAUAUUUAGUAAAAUUUUUGAGUGGGAAUUCUGUGAUUUAUAUAAUAUUGUAGUCUGUCUCAAGAAUGACUGGAAAUUUAACGAGGGUUAAGAAAAGUUAACGUCAGUUACGAACUGAAUUUAGGGAAAAAAAUUGACUUGAAAAUGAGUAUAGUGACCCACCUAUUUAACUUGACGUGCUUGACAUAUUAAGCUUGUUGUGUAACGGCAGGGGUCGAACGAUGAUUUUGUUACGUAGUUUUUGAAGUUUUGAUUUUUUUCACUUCUUUUCCUUGAGUCUAUUUUUGUUUGCAUUAAAUUAGUUUUUAGCUUGCAUGUAUUAAUUAGGUGUGUAGAUUGUUUAAUCCAGAUUUUAGCUUUCGAUGAACACGCUUGCGGUGGUUUUAAUUUUUUUCUCUUGACAAUUAGUUUUAAAUCAUUGUGUGGAUUUUUGUUUUUUAAUGAAUGACAUUUAUGUCUUUUGUUUCAUUUUGCGAUUUUU
Ruditapes philippinarum (Manila clam) is the source of this 4921-nucleotide messenger RNA. Its product is annotated as homeodomain-interacting protein kinase 2-like. The transcript is spliced from 14 exons. Gene Ontology annotation, cellular component: nucleus; cytoplasm. Gene Ontology annotation, molecular function: protein tyrosine kinase activity; ATP binding; protein serine/threonine kinase activity. Lineage: Eukaryota; Metazoa; Mollusca; Bivalvia; Venerida; Veneridae. Gene Ontology annotation, biological process: peptidyl-serine phosphorylation; peptidyl-threonine phosphorylation. Bases 341 to 3850 code for a protein of 1169 amino acids. The record is from RefSeq and is a predicted model, not a curated record.